Cantharellus anzutake is the source of this 585-nucleotide messenger RNA. RefSeq lists its product as uncharacterized. NCBI's taxonomy places the organism in Eukaryota, Fungi, Basidiomycota, Agaricomycetes, Cantharellales, Hydnaceae. The coding region runs from base 1 to 585 and encodes 194 amino acids. The transcript has 3 exons. The record is from RefSeq and is a predicted model, not a curated record.
AUGUCAGCAGCAGUUCCACCCAAACCUCAGCCCUCAUCCUCACGUUCCCAAGCACUUAUGAAGAAAGUCAAGUUGAACCUGAUUGAUCUUCAGAAUGCUGAGGUCAAGGCCAAAGCAAUUCAUGCUGCCCAAAGCCACUUGUUAGGCAUAUUUCAUUAUCACCUCCAUACCAACCCCUACAACUUCACCUUUGGCUCAAUUAAUACAUGUGCCCUAAACAAGAAAGCAGCAGACUUGAUUGCCAGAGACCUAAUAUGCAAUGGCAUCAAAUCGACAUUGCCUGACUUUAUGAUCUCAAUCCUGAUCAAGAAGUCCUUCAUCCAGCUCCCCACUGACAAUCUCAUCACCACUGCCACUGAUGAUCAAUCGAUCGACCAGCACCCCAUCCUGUGUCUCAUGGAUGAAGGAGCCAAGGCAGGUGCUGUCAUAUCCAUACCAACUCUGCCUAACCUCCGACCUACUCCGCCACCAUUCCGGUCCACCUCUGGUCCAUCCCCUCCCUCACCUCCACCAUACCCUCCAGUAUACCUCUGGUCCACCUCCACCUACGAUCUCUGGUACAAUCUCCAGUACCCCCUAUCCUAA